Molecule: messenger RNA, 4712 nt
Organism: Labrus mixtus (cuckoo wrasse)
Lineage: Eukaryota; Metazoa; Chordata; Actinopteri; Labriformes; Labridae
Gene: tab1
Product: TGF-beta activated kinase 1/MAP3K7 binding protein 1
Exons: 11
Coding region: 40-1554 (504 amino acids)
Biological process (GO): protein dephosphorylation
Cellular component (GO): cytosol
Molecular function (GO): protein serine/threonine phosphatase activity
Source: RefSeq, a predicted model, not a curated record
UUUUCCACGAACCCGUGAACGCAACGAGCACCGUCCACCAUGGCGGCCCAGCGUAAGAAUUUGAUGCAGAGCCAUCAGAGCUGGACAGAUGACCUGCCUCUGUGUCAGAUGUGUGGGGUUGGCACAGCACCAAACUGUGUUUACGGGCCUGACGGUAAAGGAACUCAAAGCCACACCAAUGAGGACGGACAUCUUGGUUUUAGAGGCGAGGAUGGCUGUUUCCUGUACGGGGUUUUUAACGGUUAUGAUGGCAGCAGAGUGGCCAGUUUCGCCUCCCAGUGUCUGACAGCUGAACUGCUGCUAGGACAGCUCAACUCCAGUCACACUGACAACGAUGUCCGCAGGAUCCUCACACAGGCCUUUGAUGUGGUGGAGAAGAGCUACUUUAAGACCAUAGAUGAUGCUCUGGCUGAGAAAGCUCACCUAUCCAACUACCUUCUACCACACAAUGAGAAUGUGUCAUUCCAUCACUCCUCUCAGAAGGUCCAGGAGCGCCUGAAGGAGCUGGAGCAGGAAGUCUCAGGAGGAGCCACGGCUGUGGUGGCUUUGAUCCUCAAUAACAAGCUGUAUAUUGCUAAUGUUGGUACCAACCGUGCACUGCUGUGUAAGUCUAGCAGCGACGGGCAGAACCAGGUUCUCCAGAUCGGACGACCUCACAGCACUGACAAUGAAGACGAGCUGCAGAGACUGGCUGCGCUAGGCGUGGAUUCAGCCCGGGUGAAGCAGGCGGGACAGAUCGCUGGUCAGAGCAGCACAAGGAGGCUCGGAGACUACAGGGUCAAGUUCAACUACAAUGACAUCGACUUACUCAGUGCGGCCAAGACGAGGCCAAUCAUUUCAGAGCCGGAGAUUCAUGGCAGCCAGCCUUUGGACAGCGUGACGGGCUUCUUGUUGCUGCUGUCAGAGGGUCUCAUCAAUGCCCUUGAGUCUGCCCAUGGAGCCGAACAAGCUAAUCAGGAAAUAGUUGCCAUGGUAGCAGCAGAACUGGCCCAGCAGACCAGUCUGGAGGCAGCAGCUCAGUCGGUGGUGGAGCGUGUCAAACGGCUUCACCACGACGUUUACGUAUCUGGCCGUCAGAGGGCGACUUACUGUUCCCGACACGAGGACAUGACCCUGCUCAUCCGCACGCUCAACUAUCCGCUGGCUGAGGGCGCGCUAACACCUACACAGGGUGGGCGUAUCUAUCCCGUUUCAAUUCCCUACUCCAACAGCCAGAGCACCAGUAAAACCAGUGUCACCCUCUCACUGGUCAUGCCCUCUCAAAGUGGUACCCUCACCAAUGGAACUAACACAGCCUCCACUCUGGAGGAAGGCACCCCCACACCAGGCAGUCAGAGCCCCACAGCCACCCUCCAGUCCACCAACACCCAGACGCAGAGCUCCAGCUCCAGCUCAGGAGAUGGGAGCCUUUUCCGACAAAGAGGCAGCCAGGCAGCUCAGCCCGACGAGACGGGCCGGGUCCCGCCUUACGUGGACUUCAGUCAGUUUUACCACCUGUGGGGGAGUGAUCACAGCGACAGCCAGAGCGCCCAGGGAGGACUGGGACCCCAGUGAAGGAGGACAGGGAGGGUGCUGGGUUCAGGUUUGGAAGGGAUGGACUUGGUUUUCUGGCAGAAAGUUGCCAGCGUGGAGGAAAGACUGGGGUGAUUAACCAAAUGCUGAGUUUAGCUAGUAUGCAAAGAAAAUCCCCUAAAACAACAUCACCAGGUUAACUCUUCUGUAAGAGGUGCUGGUCAUGAGUCAUUGUGAAUAUAAUGUAUGUUAUCAAGAUUAUAGCUGUUACUGUCAGAUGUCAAAUGUAUCCACAAACACGUGUCUCACAGACCUGAGAGUUUGUGGCGGUGAGAAUGCUAACACACUGUAAGGCCUUAUAAUGGAAUGAAUGGGUUUGAAAGUUAUUGUUUUUUUUGUUUGUUUUUUUAAAUGAAAGUAUAUAUCUGAAUGAAACAAUAUGCUCUCCCGUCUUCUCUUUAUAUCGACAACAUGUGACAGUUGAGCAUUUCGUCCUCUUGUCUGAAAUCAUUGAAGAUUGUUCAUUCAACAGUUCCACAGGUUAUUGUUCCUGUUGAGGGAAGCAAAGAAAGGUACCAAAAAGUCGUCUGAGACCUAACAUACAGCAGUGAGCAGACUAUAGCAGUUGGAUGGUAAAGAAAAAUGUACUGAAAGCCCGGGGUUAAAGUGAGGGGAUAACGUUUUCUUUUGUUCCUAGUGAUGUGUCCCUUUGCAAAACUACCGUCUCUAGUUUUGCAGGCAACAUGUCUGUUAGUCCACUGAAAACAAAAGCAGGUUAUUUCGACUCUUUUUUUAUGAUUGAACAAAUGGGGAAAAAAUCAUUAUAAGGGAAAGCAACAUAAUUUGCUUCAUCUUGGAAGGAAAAUGAGCAACGAGCAAAAUUGUAUUGCCUCUACAAAUUAAGAAAAGCUGUCAGCAUGUUUAAGACUUCACAAUGUAAGAUGUUAAUAUAACCGCUGUUUGGAAAUAUUCUUUAUAACCUUAAAAAUUUUACUUCAGUUGCUGAAACAGAGUCAAAUUAAAUUAUUGUGAAAACAAGAUUUUUUUUUUUUUUUUUAAAGAAAUCUCUACAGCACGAUUAAUACUCCACUAGAAUGCCGUUACUGUCAGCCAUUUUUACUGAAUCAAAAAAAUGUCAGGUUCUGUGCUUGGGAUAUUGCACUUGACCCCGCUUGAUUCCCUGUGCGUGCAGAGGUCAUAUUCUACAGUAAGGAAUGAAAACUAGUUUAAAUAGAAGCACUCACAGAACACGAAUGCAUUGAAUGGCCACUGAAUCAUACCAAACAUGGUAUUUAAAAUAAAUAUUUAAAAAAACUAACAUGUUAAGUCUUUGAACACACAUUUGAAAAGUUAAUGUCAAAGUGAGUAUGGACCUCGAUUCUUCCCAGAGAAUCUGUGAAACUCUACUACAGUCUCAAGGCCUGAAGAUAAUGAAAUCUACGUAUGUGAGACAGAUGAGUGACUCUCAUUGGCUCUGAUUUAAAGAGCUGAAAUGCUGAACCUGGAGGUGUUCAAGGAUCAACACUGAAAGGAUUUCAGUGACAAGCUACAGCAUGAGAAGACAAUGAGGUGUGGGGAUGAGGUGUCUUAAUGGAAGCUGCUCCCAAACCAAGUGCGUCAUCGCUUCAAUGCUCGAGUCCUUGACUGUGAAGCGUGGUCGAGCUCUUUCAACAUGAUGAAGAGAAAUGAAAGAGGGGAACUCAGAAGUGACAUUGAUGGAUGGGAAAAAUAGAGGCUGGAGCUCUAGGCGACUAUUCACAACCCGUUAAGUAGAGAAUCAUAUGGUGGUGAAGAGGAGUGAGGAGCGGUUUACAAGGUGGAGCUGAGUGAUGGUUAGAGCAAAUAGCAAUCCAUCACUUUUUAUUCAUCACCUAAUGAUUUCAGAAUCCGCUUUGAAAUAUAAAUGUUUUCGGCUCUUCAAUUCAAAAUGUCAAACCUUGAAAAAAAACCUCUUUCUCAUGCCCUAUUGGAUAUCUUUUUUUGAGAGGGUUUAUUUGGAGUAACCUAAAUAUGAGCUUCUUCUAGCUAGUAAUAGUUUCACAAUACCAUUUUGCAAGAAAGACAGAAAACACAUUUGUCCUUCAACCAAAAGCGCACAAAUAUACCAGCUCUGGGAGUACUCUGUUGUAUUAAGCCAAUGGGGAAGAGUUAUUAUGUUACAUGUAUCUUCCCUGCUGUGAAAGGCUGACAUCGGGGAAUCCAAGAAAAAAAAUCCAGCCGUUAUAUUUGAAAGUUUGUCUGCAUAAAACUGAAUUUACGCAUUUGGCUGGUAAAAUACGUUUACAUGUUUUUCCAAGAUCAUAGCAACAGCAGCACGUGUCACUACACAUCAUAGUUAGUUAAUCUCAUCCCCUAAAUUAACUUCACACUGUUAUGAAACCCUAAUUGGCCUAAUAAUGGCUGUAAUUAGAAACACACACACAAAAAGCAAUAAACGUGGGCUAAAUGACCUCCAUUAAAGCAUCACAUCACCAGUCAGACCUGCACUGGAACACAGACUCGUCUGGUAUCACAGCAGACACAAAACAUGUUACUAAUUGCUCACUUAAGAGUUAAUUGGUGUUAUCCUACUGCUAAGGUCAUGACCCCAUUCUUGAGAAGUGGCUUCAAUUAACGUUAUUGCUCCUUGAAGAAAAUGAAGGGAGAUGAAAAAGCAGGUAAGAGUUGAGAGUUUGAAUUGAGAUGCCAGCAUUACUGCACUGAAAUACUUAUUUCAGCAUUUUUCCUGUGAUGGAAACAUUGAAUAUGCGCUCCUCAGUUUCUGUAUGUUCCUUGAGAUGCUUUUGCUUGGUGCUGGGAGAUAAACAGUAGUGCCUUGCUGUAGUUGUUAUACAAUCAUGUUGGAUAUGUGUUCCUGUCAUAGAUGGUCUGUGGGACCUGGAUGUAAGCGCUGUGGUCAUGAAUGUUGACGGACUUUGGCUUAUUUCCAACGCUAACACCUAACUUUAUUUUUGUCAAAAUCUCAAUCUUAAUGCAGACAACACUUAUCUAUUUAAAAAUAGAUGUGCAUUAUAUGUCACAGAAAAGACACUAGAGCAAGGGAUUUAAUGGUACACUCAACUCGGUAUGAUGCUUAUCACAAUUCAAUUAUAUGAUGUUUUUCUAAAAUGUUCUAGUUUUUCUAAAGCAAUAAGAUUAAAGUCAAUUUAUUAAUAAAUAUAUUUCAAAUAAAAUUUCCUGACAAUAAAAAUGCUAAAUAU